Messenger RNA from Synchiropus splendidus (mandarinfish), 2360 nucleotides. Its product is annotated as probable serine/threonine-protein kinase mps1. Bases 183 to 968 code for a protein of 261 amino acids. The transcript is spliced from 4 exons. The record is from RefSeq and is a predicted model, not a curated record. NCBI's taxonomy places the organism in Eukaryota, Metazoa, Chordata, Actinopteri, Syngnathiformes, Callionymidae.
UCUUAGGGGUCUAAUGACUGCAGGAUCAUGCUUCUGCAACAGUGGUGUUUGCUUCUCAGACUGGAAACAAAAAUAACUCUAACACUUAGUCAACAGUCAGAAAAGAGGAAGUGAAGAAUUGUUUCAUUCUUCACAUUUACACUCAGAGGACAGCUUCUCACGUCGGCAUCUGGUGUUCUAAAAUGUCAAUCCAGUGGGAAUAUUUCUGGUUGUUCUUGAUUUUGGGGAUGGUGCUGGCGUGUGCCGCCGUCAGCUUUGUCUUCUUCCUCAUCAACAGAUGCAUCUCCAGAGCAGUGUCAGGCAAACACAAAGUUCACCAAACAUCUAAAAGGAGUGUAAUCAGCAACAAAGACCAAGACAAGAACCUGGCAGCAGUGACCUACUCUUUUCCCAUCCGCACAACCCACACAAACCAUGAGAUCCAAGAUGAAUGCUACCAGAACUGUGCUGAGAAUAUUCCUGACGACCAUGACUACGAAGAGAACGAUUCCGAUGUUCAUGAUUACGAAGAGAACUUUGACAACGUCAGAAACAACGAAGUGAGCUUUCCUGCGGCACAUGAUAAAAAGGAGGGCAACCCGGAUGACCAUGACUAUGAAGAGAACAUUCCGGAUGACCACGACUAUGAAGAGAACUUUCCGGAUGACCAUGACUACGAAGAGAAUGAUCCCGAUGACCAUGACUACGAAGUGAAUAUUCCCGAUGAGUACAAACCAAACAAGCAAGACUUCUUUAGCUUCCAACCAACUCAUUUUCAUUCCACUCAUCGCCAGGACUACAAACCAAACCUUGCCAGUUACUUUCAUGCCCAGCAAAGCGAGAGUGAGCAACAGGACUAUGUUGAAGUUGUGAUGGAGGAGAGCACUCCCUCGCUCACUUAUGAAGCUCCUGACCCAGCAGAUGAUGUUAAUUCCCAGGACGAUUACGACGACAUCGACUGUGACGAAGAUUAUGACGACUUAGGCUAAAGCCGCACCUGAUGAGAGAGAAUGGUCAUUAAUUUGUUUUUACUUUGCUUUGAUGAGAGCACCAAAGGAGAGGUUUGUGAGAAAGAAAUGAUAAUGUGAUCCGCUGACAGCCAGUUAGAUCAGCAUCCAUCAGUCACUCACUUCUACUAUAGAGUGCACCACGCUUGAUAGAAAAAGUUUAUCAAUGGUGAAAGGAGAAGCCCAGGGCCAAAAAAGCUGCAUGCUUCAGGUGAUUUUCUGUCAGGUCCAGCCCAAACACCCGAGUUCUAUGUUUGCAUCUCUGUUUCUGCUGUCAUUGAAAUCUCGAUAAAAACGCUGCACUUCUGUUUCCGUUUCAAGAACUAGAAGGAAGGGGUCUUCUAGGCAGCCACUCACCAGUGGGACAGAGAUUCCCGGUUUUUAGUACUUAACCUGAUCAUGUGGUCUGCAAUCCAGGUCCGAUCAAGAGGGGUUGCUUUCUUCAAGUCAAUAAAAUGAUUGUUGUGCAUUAGCAGACAAAACAGCUUCACCUGAUAAAAGAUAAAAGAACAGAUGGCUCUUCUCAAUGUGUGUCCAGAUCACACAACAGAAUAAGCUGAUUUUAUCUUCUUUAACAUCUUUAAUUCUGAGAUGGCAAUCAUUUCAAGCCUCUGAGUCAAUACAAUCCUCAAACAAGACAAAAAAACAGAAUAAAAACCAGAAACAAUAAUCUGCUGACCUACAUACAUUUUUAAUAAUCCGACACUAACACCCCAUAAUAACACAGUGUUAGACGUUCAAUAGGUCUGAGCGGGAUUGAGGUUCUGCCAGUUUAUGGUAUCACUACCCUCCCUGUUGUCAUCCAAAAAAGAGCAACAUGAAAUGUGGCUGCAAUGGAGGCAGCAAGGGGCAUCAACUCCCUCACCCUCAGCUGGACACACAAACCUGUCAGACUUACACAGAUUCACAAUCUCAUCCUCCUGGUCUCGAUUGUUGUUUGCGCAGCUGCAGCAGCGCCUGCUGUUCUGGCAUCCUCCUGAGACAAAGCAAGACCUUGAGGCUGCAGAGUUUGGACCACCUUCUCCUGAACCUUUAUCUGGUGCUCCAGCUUCUGCCGUCAGCACUGCGACCUGACGACACAUGCAGAUAAACUGUUGAUCGAUUAAUAACUUAUGCUGUAGACGCCAUCUUUGUUGUGCUAAAGGAGCAGACACGUCUGGUUCGAUGGUGGGAAAAGUGAGCUUUUCUGUGAAAAUCUAGUCGCAGCCACUCGCAGCCCUGUUUUAAGAACUGUAAAGAUUUGUUUCACUGUACAUUUAUAUUCGUAAAAAUCACCAAUUGCGCUUUAAAUACAUGGAGGUGAGGAACAACAUUUGAAGAUGCCAACUUUGUGGGACACUUUGUUGCAUUUUAAAUUUGGACUGAAUUAACUUG